ACCAGACAGACAGGAAUAAUGGCUUCGUUGGUGGGUCGUAUCUCUCGGGCUCUUUUCAUUAGAAAUACAGCAACACUGAGUCGCAACGCUGGCCCGAAAUCUGUGAAUUCGACAGGGCCGACUCUUAGUCGAACCGCCGUGUCAUCCACAUCGGGAGCCAUUCUUCCCAGUCCCGAAAAGGUUCCAUUCGGGCUGACCCGCAUGACUGUGGUGGUGGUGCCAUUCCUGUAUGUCGGGACUUGGAUCAGCAUGAAAUUCGCUGUUCUGCUAGAGGAAAAUGAUAUUUUCGUUCCAGAUGAUGAUGAUGAUGAUGACUGAGAAGUGCAUGUUCACUCCAGCAGUCUGGUGAUCUUCUAGGAGCUGCAGCACUGGUGCACGUGACAAGAACAUUUAUGCAAUAAUGAAGACCAUCAACAAGCUCAUGUGUUUACAUUUCUGCAUUACACUAAACCUUACCCAGAGUUUAUUUUUUACAUUUGAACUAUUGUCAGAGGGAAUAUUGUUUGAGACUACCAUCACAUUACUAGCCUCUCUUCUAUUCAAUAAAUGGUCUCAAUGUUAAUUAGUGUAUCAG
Xyrauchen texanus (razorback sucker) is the source of this 574-nucleotide messenger RNA. It is a transcript of the gene smdt1b, whose product is annotated as single-pass membrane protein with aspartate-rich tail 1b. Gene Ontology annotation, cellular component: uniplex complex; mitochondrial inner membrane. The record is from RefSeq and is a predicted model, not a curated record. Lineage: Eukaryota; Metazoa; Chordata; Actinopteri; Cypriniformes; Catostomidae. The coding region runs from base 19 to 318 and encodes 99 amino acids. Gene Ontology annotation, biological process: mitochondrial calcium ion homeostasis; calcium import into the mitochondrion. The transcript has 3 exons.